AUGGUCGAAAUCGCGAGUUUUGUUCUGGAUAUUGUCAAGUGCUUGGCUGCUCCGAUUGGGCGUCAAUUUAUGUACCUGUACAACUACAAGAAGAACAUUGACAAUCUCCAAGAUGAAGUUAAGAACCUGAAGAAUACAAGUGAAGAAGUGCAGGUUAAGGUGGUUGCUGCUGAAAUAAACGUGGAAGAGAUCAAACAGAGCGUUAAGGACUGGCAGACUAAGGUGAACAAUACCAUUACUGAAGCAGAGAAGUUGAUUGAAGAGAAAGAAAACAACCCUCGAUGUUUCAAGGGAUUGUGCCCCAACUGCAUCACCCAAUACAAACAUAGCAAGAAGGCAUUCAAAUUAAAGCGGGAUGAUAUAGUUCCACUCCUGCUGCAAGAAGAAAGAUUCGAUACGAUUUCCUAUUCAAGUAUUCAAUCCAACUACGAGAAGAACUUUGACAAGCUCCGAGAUGAUGUUUCGAAGCUGAAGAAUGCAAGAAGCAAAGUGCAGCGUAUGGUUGAGAAGGCCGAAAAAAAUGUGGAAGAGAUUGAAGAGGAUGUGAAGAAGUGGCUAGAGGAUGUUGACUCUAUCAUUGUUAAAGCAGCGGAGUUGAUUGAAAACCAAAGCUCGGUUGGCACUGACUGGGAGACCCGCUACCGAAAUAGCAAGGCAGCAUCCGAAUUAAUGGUGGAUAAUAUUGGUCCACUCUUGCAGCAAGGAGAAAGAUUCGAUAAAGCUUCCCAUCCUACUAUUCACAAGGAGAUAUGGCUUAGAUCUAAUGAAGAUUAUUUGGCAUUCGAAUCAAGAAACUCCACUGUGAAGAAUGUAUUGGAUACUUUACAUGAUGAGGAAAUCGACAUGGUGGGUGUUUAUGGGAUGGGUGGUCUAGGCAAGACCACUCUUGUGCAGGAAAUUGGCAGGAAAGCCGAGAAGGAUAAGCUCUUUGAUGAGAUUGUUUUUGUUGAGGUAACAGAAACUCCGGAUACAAAAAAAAUUCAAACAAUAAUUGCAAACAAGUUACGUCUCAAAUUCGAAGAUGCAAUGGAAGAUGAGAAUCAAAGAGCAAAUAAGUUAUAUUCUAGAAUGGAGAAGAAGAAUAUCCUUUUAAUUGUAGAUAAUAUUUGGGAAGAGCUAACUUUGGAAAAGAUUGGAAUUCCUUUUGGAGCUGAUCGUGGAAGAAGUAAAAUAUUGAUGACAACAAGAAACGUAGAUGUGUUGGAGAAGAUGGGUUCAACAACUAAUUUCAAGAUGGGUAUUUUAAAUGAAGAAGAAGCUUGGAGGCUAUUCAAGAAAAUGACAGGUAAUGUUAUUCAAACGCCUGGAUUGAAUUCUUUACCAAAGGAUGUAUGCAAAGAAUGUGGAGAUUACCAUGUACUUACGGAGAGAAAUGACAUUGAAAGGGAAUGGAAGGAUAAAGAUAAACUUAGAAAAUGCACAAUUGUCUCUUUAGUGGGUAAUAAUAUUAUCACUCAACUUUGGCCUGAAGCAUUAGAUUGUCCAAAACUUGAAUUUCUUAGGGGUUCUUCUUUCGAAAUCCCUAAGGAGUUCUUCACAGUGAUGCCAAAGCUAAAAGUUUUAAAUUUAUUUGGAAUACAACAGUCGUUGUUGUCGUCACUUGAUCUUCUGACAAACCUUCAAACAUUGUAUUUAGAUGAUAGCGAAAUUGAAGAUAUUGCUAUUAUCGGAAAGCUUAAGAAGCUAAAAGUCCUUAGCUUGCGAAAUACUAAUAUUGAGGAGUUGUCUACAGAAAUGGGUCAAUUGACUGGGUUAAAGAUUUUAGAUUUGAGCAAUUGUUGGCAAUUAAAAGUUAUUGCGCCAAAUGUGAUAUCAAAACUAUCCCAACUAGAAGAAUUGUAUAUAAAGGGAUGUAGUAUUCAAUGGAAGGUUGAAGUACUUGAGGAGUUGAAGCACUUAUCUCAAUUGACCAGUUUAGAAAUAUAUAUUAAAGAUAAGAAGAUGAUGCCUAAAGACUUCUAUUCUAGAGAGCUUAAAAGGUGCAAUAUAUCAAUAGAAGAUGAAUUGUUCGACGAUUAUGAUUGGUAUCAAUUUUCAAGAAUCUUUAAAUUUCAAUAUGAUUUUACCAUCUCUUUAGAAGAAUUACGAAUUCUCAAGAAUGUUGAACUCUUACGGUUGGUCGGAUCCCGUCGUGAUGAUAACAAUCUCAAGCCACUUUUUAACGAAAAGGUUUUUUUCACCAAUUUGAUGGCCUUGGAAUUGAAAAAUAUUAGUUCUGGAAAGAUUUGGGACAACCAAUUUCCAACACUUUUGUCUUCCUCCUAUCAAAAUUUGACACACUUUAUCUUGAAGAGUUGUAGAAAAAUAAAAUACGUGUUUCCAUCUUCCAUUGCCAAAAGCCUCCAGACUCUACAACACCUUCAGACAAUGGAUUGUAAGAUUUUAGAGGAGAUUGUUGCGGAAGAAGAAGGAGCAAAAGUUGCUGUUAAUUUUGCCUUUCCGCAAGUUACCAAUUUGCGGCUUGAGAAAUUGCCAAAUCUUAUAGCUUUCUAUCCUGGAAUACAUACUUAUGAAUUGUCGAUGUUAAAAAGGUUGGUGAUCAAAGAAUGUGAAAAAUUCACUUCAAAAUAUCUAAGCUUCCAAGAAAAUUCAUUUCAAAUUCCAGAGCCAAAAUCCCUCUGCCUAGCGCAUAAGAUCAACUCUAAUUUGGAGGAUUUGAAUUUAAAGAAUAAGUUGAGACAAAUUAGAUGGCGGAGUCGAUUUAAAACUCUUGAGAUCGAAGAUGAUGAGUCAACAAAUAUUCCACUUGGGCUCCUUCAGAGAUUUGAAAAUCUGGAAGUGCUUCAACUAGCUUGGUGUAGAUACGAAGAAAUGUUCUCAUGUGGAAAGGAUGAGAAACAUAUGCAGAUCACUCUAUUAACUUCUUUCCAGAAUCUUAAAGUUUUGAAUGUAAGUCAGUGCAGAGAGUUGAUGAAGUUAAUGACACAUUCAAUGGCUAAGAGCUUGGUGCAGUUGAGAGAAUUGAGCGUAGAGGGAUGUGAAACGAUGAUAGAAAUAGUAGAAAAUGAAGGAGAUGCAACAACGAGUAUUGAAAUUGCUUUUGAUAAUUUAAAGAAGUUGUCACUUAAAGACUUAAAAAGUCUCAUAUGCUUCUGCUUUGGGAAUUAUUCUUUCAAUUUCUCAUCUUUGGAAGAGUUAAUUAUAAGAGAAUGCCCCAAUAUGAAGACUUUCUCUCAAGGAAUCUUAAGCACACCAAAGUUACACAAAGUCAAUUAUGAGGGCUUCAAUGAGACUAACAUGAAGUGGGAGAAAAUAAAGGAAGUAGAGAAUGAGGGGAAUGAUCUUAAUAAAAGCAUACAAGGAGCAUACAAGAUACAGGACAUUUCCCUUGAUUUGAAGUAUAAGGCAUUCAAAGAUGUCAAUUCUACAGAGAUUUGCUACAACCAACAUCCAAAUUUCUUUUAUGAAAGUUUGACACAUUUGUUCUUGUGGAAUUGUGGAAACAUAAAAUAUGCAUUUCCGUCUUCCAUAGCCAAAAGCCUUCACCAACUCCAACAAUUAAAAAUACAAAAUUGUAAGGCUUUAGAGGAGAUUGUUGCAAAAGAAGAAGGAGCAAAUGCAGUUGUCAAUUUUUUCUUUCCGCAUGUAACCUCAUUGAAGCUUGAAGAUCUACCAGAACUUACAACUUUCUAUCUUGGAAUACAUACUUUUGAAUGGCCAAUGUUAAAAGAGUUGGUGGUGAAAAAUUGUGACAAAUUCACUUCAAAACAUAUGAGCUUCCAAGAAAAUAGUGAGGAGGGUGAACUUCAUAUUUCUAAGCCAAAAUCUAUCUUCUUGGACGAUAAGAUCAAUCAAGAUUUGGAGGUAUUUGAAUUAAGGAAUGACAUGAAAAGAAUUAUAUGGCAGAGUGGAUCUAAAACUUUUGAGAUCUCAUAUGAUAACUUAACAAAUAUUCCACUUGGACUCCUUCAAAGAUUUGAAAAUCUGAAAGAGCUCAAACUAGACAUGUGCGAUAUGAAAGAGCUCAAACUAUACAGGUGUGAUCAGUACAAAGAGUUAUUCUUUCCAAACUUUCAAAAUCUUGAAGUUCUAGAGGUACACCGGUGUAGCAAAUUGAUGAGUCUCAUGCCAUUCUUAGCUUCUUUCCAGAAUCUUAAUGUUUUGAGAGUUUCCAAUUCCAAUGGGUUGAUGAAGUUAAUAACACCUUCAACAGCUAGAAACUUGGUGCAAUUGAGAGAAAUGACGGUAAUGAAUUGUGGAAUGUUGAUUGAAAUAGUAGAAAAUGAGGGAGAACAAGAUGCAACAACGAGUAUUGAAAUUGUUUUUGAUAAUUUGAAGAAGUUGUCACUUGUAAACUUACAAAGUCUUACAUGCUUUUGCUCUGGGAAUUACUCUUUCAAAUUCCCAUCUUUGGAAAAGUUAAUUAUAAGAUUUUGCCCCAAUAUGAAGACUUUCUCUCAAGGAAUCUUAAGCACACCAAAAUUAUACAAAGUCGAUUAUAUGAGUUUGAAUAUGACCAAAAGGGUGCCGAAAGAAAUGAAAGUAGAGAAUAAGGAGAAUGAUCUUAAUACAACCAUACAACAAGCACACCAAAAAGAGAUUGUUCAGAUUUCUGUAAAAGAUUCGAAGAAGGAGUUUGAGAGUUUUAGUUCGAUAGGAAACUAA
This is a messenger RNA of Pistacia vera, 4605 nucleotides long. RefSeq lists its product as uncharacterized. The transcript is spliced from 9 exons. The coding region runs from base 1 to 4605 and encodes 1534 amino acids. The record is from RefSeq and is a predicted model, not a curated record. NCBI's taxonomy places the organism in Eukaryota, Viridiplantae, Streptophyta, Magnoliopsida, Sapindales, Anacardiaceae. Gene Ontology annotation, molecular function: protein binding; ADP binding.